Molecule: messenger RNA, 1726 nt
Organism: Aspergillus homomorphus CBS 101889
Lineage: Eukaryota; Fungi; Ascomycota; Eurotiomycetes; Eurotiales; Aspergillaceae
Product: Set1-mediated histone H3-K4 methylation subunit Swd1
Exons: 5
Coding region: 190-1638 (482 amino acids)
Cellular component (GO): Set1C/COMPASS complex
Molecular function (GO): protein binding
Source: RefSeq, a predicted model, not a curated record
CGUUUCUCUCCCUUCGCUGGCCUUGUGAAUAGGUAACACUAGCUAAGUCGCCAGUGACAGUCCUGGAUGUUCCCGCUCGCGAUUCCCGCCCGGCCUUUCUCGCAGGCUGGGAUCGCUGUUGACUUCUCCUUUGCAUGACUUUCCAAAUUCCUAUCAUUGGUCUUUGAGCCGCGGCUCGUUUUCAACACGAUGAAUCUAUCCCUCAUUGAUCCCUUUGUCCUCGCCCAGGACUAUCCGGACACACUAUCGGAAAAGCUCAGAAGCGGCCAUGCGACGUGCCUACGAUUCAACCGCAAAGGAGAUUAUUUGGCGUCCGGGCGGGUGGACGGCACAGUGGUCAUCUUCGACGUGGAAACCAAUGGGGUGGCGCGGAAACUACGCGGCCAUACUCGACAGAUUCAAUCUUUGAGUUGGUCUCGAGACGGUCGUUUUCUUCUAAGUUCCUCCCAGGACUGGAAAUGUAUCUUGUGGGAUCUGAAAGAUGGCUCCCGGGUUCGCACCGUUCGUUUCGAAGCGCCUGUAUAUAUCGCCGAACUACAUCCUUACAAUCAUUUGCUCUUUGUAGCAUCCCUGUUCGAAGAUCAGCCCGUCCUUGUCGAUGUAUCCUCCUCCAAACCCGUCAAGCGCAUUCUUCCUUCAGCUCCUUUCCGCCCUCCUCCGCCUAAAGGUGAGGAACUCGACGCCGCGGCUGCUGCUAAGCAAGCAGCGCAAGACGCGAAGCACUCGACAUGUGUGACCAUAUUCACCGCCUUAGGGAACCACAUCAUAGCAGGGACGUCGAAGGGCUGGAUCAACAUCAUAGAAACCCAGACGUGUACUACCAUUCACUCUACUCGUCUGUGCAAUGGAGUAGUGAUCCUACUUCGUCUAGCAAGUAACGGUCGGGACUUGUUGGUGAACAGUUCCGAUCGCGUUAUACGCACCAUCUUGAUGCCGGAUCUCUCACAGCUCGGCAUCGAUCUGGAACCCAGCAACAUCAAACUGCAGGUGGAACACAAGUUCCAGGAUGUAGUCAACCGACUAAGCUGGAAUCACGUCACCUUCUCCUCAACUGGAGAAUUUGUGACAGCAUCAACCUUCAUGAAUCCCGACAUCUACGUGUGGGAACGGAGCCACGGGUCUCUGGUCAAAAUCCUGGAGGGUCCUCGUGAGGAGCUGGGGGUAGUAGAGUGGCAUCCUGGUCGCCCGAUGGUAGUAGCUUGUGGACUUGAAUCCGGUUGCAUCUAUACGUGGUCAAUAGUGACCCCCCAGAAAUGGUCAGCGCUGGCGCCCGAUUUCGGUGAGGUUGAGGAGAAUGUGGAGUAUCUCGAACGUGAGGACGAAUUCGACAUUCAUCCCGCAGAGGAGAUCCAUCAGCGUCGUCUGGAUCAGGAAGACGAAGUUCCUGAUGUGCUCACUAUCGAGCCGAUCAAAAACAGCGCAGAUGAAGAAAUCACCUCGUUCCGGAUGCCCGUCCUGCUCGAUAUCUCCGACAGCGAAAGCGAAGAAGAGAUUAUCGCAGUUGGACCAGGUACAAUGCGGCGGCGCAGUCCAGGUGCAGGUCGAGAAUGGAUGAACACGAAUAGCGAGGGAGAGAAAGAUAGCGCGGCCAGCGGUAGAAAUGGUACCACACGGGGCCAGAAGGGCCGGCGGCGCUAGCCGGUCCACCUUGUGCUUGGCUCCGUACUGUAUCCGGUACAAUGGCUCUGUUAAUCUAUGAUUCGUCGGUCGCGCUUUUCUGUUUUGU